This is a messenger RNA of Centruroides sculpturatus (bark scorpion), 6009 nucleotides long. Its product is annotated as myb-like protein X. The transcript is spliced from 14 exons. Bases 578 to 5863 code for a protein of 1761 amino acids. The record is from RefSeq and is a predicted model, not a curated record. Lineage: Eukaryota; Metazoa; Arthropoda; Arachnida; Scorpiones; Buthidae.
UCAAAGCAUCAUGGUAUAUGAGAUUUUAAUGGCGAAGCGGAACAGUAGAAAGAAAGACAUACAUUGAUUAAAAUUUCAAUUAUAACGACUUCAAUUCAAUUAAUAAUGUAAAAUUAUUAAUACUUUUAUGAAACUUGUAACAUCACAGCGAUGUCUAUAUUUUUAUGUUUUAAUAUAAAUCAAUCCCAGGACUUGUGACCAAUUUUGUACGAACUGAGAUUUUAGCCUUAUAGCCUUUAAGGAUUUGAUAUUGUUUGUUUCUGUUUUCAAGUUAAUUGAUGGAUGAUGUAUUAUGAAAAAUGAAACAAAUCAUUGUGUUUCUACAUAAAUAUUGGAUUUUAAAUUGAAGAUAGAAAUCUUCAAAAAACUUAUAUGUUUUGAGGAAUAUACCAUUUCAACAAUUGGCAUAACAAACAAGAAAUUUUAGUAAAUCUGUCUUGCAAAAACUUCUGUUGAAGAAAGCAGCUUUCCCAGCAACUUAAUUUUUGUUUUCACUGCUUGUAAUACAGUGUAAUUCUUAAAAAGAUCAAAGUUAACAUUGUGCUGUAUUCUUAUAAUGAUCAUUAGGUAGAAGAAAAUGGAAUCUGAUGAUAUACCAGUUGGUUGCAGUUCAAUAGACAGAUCAGAUGAUAAUACUGAAAUACUUGAAAAAAAUGGCAAUAUUACAGAUGAUGAUGGUGAUCAUAAAACAGAUUUAAGUUGUAAAAUAAAUGAGUCAGGUGUGACAGUUGAUAGUGAUAAUGAAGAAGACUUAAGUUCAGUUGAUGAUAGUUCUGAAGAUAACUCGGACAAUGAGGAGGAGGAGAAGGAGGAUGAUGAUAAUAGUAAUGAUGGAAAUAUAGAUGAUAGUGACGAUGAUGCCGAUGACAGCGACGAUGGUGAUGAUCAUGAAGAUGACAAUGACGAUGGUGAUGAUCAUGAAGAUGACAAUGACGAUGACUGGGAAAGCAUGGAUGAAGAUGGUGAAAUUUCAAGAAGUCUGAAUAAAACAAUGAAUUCAGAUAUUGAUUCAGAUUCAUCAAAUGACCUUUCUGAAAGAUGUCCUAUAUGUUUAAAUAGAUUCAUUGGACAAACAGUUGGUUCACCUGACAGCUGUGAUCAUAAUUUUUGUUUAGAAUGUUUAUUAGAGUGGACUAAGAAUAUUAAUACUUGCCCAGUGGACAGGAAACUUUAUAACCAGAUUAUUUCUCGACAUGAAUUGAGAGGAGAAAUUAUAGAUAAAAUACCUGUUGAAACUUCUGAAAAGGACAAUGAAACGGAUGAUGUUACAUACUGUGAAGUAUGUGGAUUCUGUGAUCGAGAAGAUCGUCUUUUGCUUUGUGACCAUUGUGAUAAAGGUUAUCAUUGUGAAUGUCUUACUCCACCUCUUGAACAUAUACCAAUUAUGGAAUGGUAUUGUCCAAAUUGCUCUAUGUUUGAGGGGAUAGAAAACAAUGAAGGAGGAGGUUCAAACAUAACCCAGCCAUCUUUAUCAUCGCAUGCUCAGAGAGCUAUUGCUCGAACAAGAGCAAGUGAAACUGUGAGACUUAGAAUUCAGCAGCGAAGACAGAAUUAUAGAAUAAAUUUAACUCGUCGUAGACGGACAAGAAAACGAAAGUAUGCCAGAAGAAGGAAGAGAACCAGAAAAUCAACAAAGAAACAGAGUGGAAAAAAUUAUAAAACAGUGAAAGAUAAAUGUAAAAGCACAAAACGAAAGUGUAAAAGAACUAAAAGAAAAGUAAAGAAAAGGAGGAGAACAAAGACAAAACGAUCAAUUGCUGCUGCUCGUCCAUUAGCUGCACCAACAAUACGAAAAAGAAUUGCAGAAAAGCUAGGAAUACAAAAACCUCUCCCAGGUCAUUUAUUACCUCGGAUAAAGAAGCCUUCUUCUUCUUCUUGUGUUUCAAAUAUACAGCAGUUUAAUAAUGGAAUUUCUACUGUUUCCCUUUUCGGGAAUAGAAAUGAUUUGGAUAUGAUAACUGAAGAUUUUGAAAAUGAUGGUGAUGGUGGAUUAGUAGCACUGUAUCCUAGAGUAAGAGAUCAACUAAUUUCUGCACACAAUACAAAAAUGGCUGAUAUUUCAAAUUCUUUUAGAAGAAAUAUUGCAUUAACACCAUUAGUCUCAAGAGAAAACAUUGAUAUUUUAGGAAAUAUUAUGCAAGAACAAACAUAUUUGUAUUAUAAAUCUAGUAAUAUUUAUAUAGGAAGAGAUGGUGUUCUUAAUGUAAAUAAGCCAACUGAUGGUUUAGAAGAGAAGCAAGAAUCAGAAUCUUCUAAUAAUCAAGAGAAAAUCAACAAUGAAAAUCCUCAAAGUUCUAAUGUAUCCAAUAAAAAUAAUUCUUGUAAUUAUGGACAGUCUUCUUCAUCUGUUGCCUCGUCUAGCAUAGAUCUUUUUGAUUCUGAUAAUGAAAAGUUUGAAGAAUCUACAGAUGGUUAUACAAAGCAGUCAUGUACUAAGAAUAACCAAGCAAAACCUAAAAAGAAGAAUUCUGGAAAGUUGUUCGGAGCAUUAAAUCUGAUUGAACUGUAUAGUGAUAUUGAAGAUGAUGACAAUCCUGAUUCUGCUUGGGGUUCAGGUAAGAAAGACUCCAAAGAUGAAAAUAAUAGCAACAAAGAAAAUGCAAAUAUGAAAGGUCAGAUGGAAUCUGAUGAAAAUGAAAUGAGCAUUAUUGAGAAAUCUGAUAAAUUGUCUUCUGAUAGAAAUGAGAAAUUAGAUGCAUCAGAUAAGAGAUCUUCAGAGAAAAUUAGUUUUGUUAGGGGUAGUAUAGAAAGGCCAAGUUAUUUAACUAGCCAUAAAAAUGAAACAUACUUAAAUGACAAAUUAGAUGAUGAUAUCGAUGAUAAUGAUCAAAUUGAAGAUAAAAAAGAAGAACAGGCUGAUGAAAUUCCAGAUGAUUUUGCUGAUGUAACUCCUAGAGUAAAUAUAUCAAUAUUACCAAAAAUACCAAAGAUAAAAAGAGAAAAAUUAGAUGAUAAACAAAAUGAAGAAACGGCAAAUGAUACUGGACGGUCGAGUGUGUUAAGCAAACUUGAUGAUGGUUCAUCGGAUACAAAAUGGAAUAAGCGUUCUCGGUUUAAUCGUGAUAAGAAUAUGGUUGAAAAUAAAUCACAGUCAGAGAAAUCAUUUCAUAGAGAAGAUAAUUCAAGAUCAAAGUCAGAUCAUUAUAGAUGGUCUGAUGAUAGGAAUUCAAGAGAGAAUAGAAAUUGGAGAGAAAGAGAUAAUGAACACUUCAGAGAAAGAAGGCAUAAUGAGAGAAGAGAGUAUGAUAGAUGGGAAAGACCGUGGAGGUCUGAUCAAAGAAAUGACUAUGAAAAUUCAAAUUACAUGAAUGAUCAUAGAAAAAAAUAUCCUAGAGAUAAUAGAAAUAACAAUUUCAGAGAAAGAAAAGAUGACUAUUCAAGAGGAAAAUCGGGUCGAAGUCCUUUGAGAGAAUAUAUGUAUGACAAAGAAAGAAAUUUUGGUGGUAAAAACAAUGUUAAUGAAAGAGGAAAUAUUCACAGAGACAUGUUAAAUAGAAAUUAUCGUAAAAAAUUUUCAUAUGAUAAUUUAGAACUUAAAAGACAAUCUCCAGAUCGACAGACAAGAAAUUUUGAGAACAAAAAGAAUCAGAAUGAGAAUUAUGUAAACAAAAAUUUUGAUCAGUCUUGUUCUGAUAAUUCAUCUACACUUAAGGAACCAUUGAUUAAAGAUCCACCAAUGAUGAGGGAACCAUUAAUCAAAGAUCCACCAAUGAUGAGGGAACCAUUGAUUAAAGAUCUUCCAAUGGUAAAAGAACCAUUAAUUAGAGAACCACCAAUGAUGAGAGAACAAAUAAUGAAUAACCAAACUAUGCAUGAAGAUUUAUCAAGUUAUGGAUCAGCAAGAAACAUUGGUUUACCUGCAAAACGUAAAGGUACUCCAAUUGAAUGGGAUGAUAAGCAACGAAAACUUGAUGAUGAUAAAGCCAGAGAAAGAGAAAGAUUUUGGGAAAAUGAAGAUAAUGAAAGGCUUCACUCCAAAAUAGAUAAUACUUUUCAAAAUACUGAAGAACAUAAAAAUCUGAGUACAGUAUCAGAUUUUAGUUUAAUGUCUGCAUCUCCUCCAUCCUCGCCUCCAGAUAAAGAAAGUUAUGAUCCAUUUGAUCCAACUGAAAGUCCAAAAUCAACUGGGAAUAAGGAUUCAAAAUCAUCCACACUUGAUAUUCCUCUUCCUGACAAAAAUGAUCAAGAGUUGAAGUUAAUUGAUGAGAAAACAACAAAUAUAACACCAUUUCCUCAAACUUCAUUUGAUCAGACAUCUAAUGUAAAUACUGUUUCAGCUCCAACUCUUCCAAAUGUUCAUGUACCACCACCAAAUUAUAUAAUUCAUUCAGUUCCCAGGGCUCCAUUUGGUAACAUGGGUGUAUCCCAACCAUCAAUGCAGCCAUUUAAUUGGCCGACUCCUCCUCCCACUAUUCUUAUGCCACCAGCUCUUCGUGGGAAUUUUAUUCCUCCACCAAUGCCUCCCAGAAUAAUGGGUCCACCCAAUUUACAAACACAAAUGACUUGUCUACCACCAACAGGACCAAUGCCACCUGUUAUGGGACCUAGAGGGCCCUCAAAUACUGGCCCUAUGAUACCAAAUUUACCCCCACCUCCAUUACCAAAUCUUAAUCUUCCUCAUCAAAUUGCUCUGACAAAUAUUCAUCAUCCGCCACCUCCACCUCCACCGCCUCCACCUUUGCUUGGAAACACAAACCAAAAUUCACUCAAUAAUAAUAUUGCUCAUCCUGCUCCUCAUCCUAUGAUUAAUGCUGUACCUAUUAGAAAUCAAUUAUUUGUUCCUGUGACAACAACUCAACUUCCUCAAGAACAGACACUUUCUGUUAAUGCUAAUCAAGUACCUGCAAAUUUGCAUUCACCAAUCCAAAGUUCUGCAACCCUCCCUGUACAGUCAUCAAUAACAACAUCAAAUUUAACAAUAAGUUCAACAGUAUCUGAAAAUGUGUUAGCAAUUUCACAAACCAAAACUGUUUCAUCUAAGAACAAUAAUUCUAUAGUCAAUAGGAUAGUGAGUUCAUCAUCUGAAACUUCCUUAAAAUCAUUGAAUUCAGAUAUGAGUAAUCAAUCAUCAGCACCUCGUGACGUUACAGAAGUAGUGGAUAUGGAAGUGGAAUCUCCUUUUUCACCUACAAAUUCUCCCCUUGAUUUUGAUGACAUGUCAUUAGCUUCAAGUGGUGAUAAAAGCACCCCUUCACCAAAUGCAAAAGAUGAUCAUAGUAGUAUUUCAAGUCCAAAAUCAAGGAGUCAUUCAUCAUCUAAAUUUCUUACCGAAAGUGUAAAAAGUGGGACAAAGGGUAAAAGUGAUAAACCAAGUAAUAAUGGUAAAGUUACAAGUACCAAUAAAUCAUCUAAAAGUGUCGUGUCUUGUGGACAAAGCUUAUUGGAAGAAGUUUGGGCUAAACACAUUUUAGGUGAAAGUCCUCCAAAAAAUAAAAAUGCUAAAUCAGACACUAAAAAACGAUCGACUGAAAAAAUACGUGUGGUACGCAAUUUUUCAGUUAAAAAGAAUUCUCUUAAAUCUGAGAAAGGAUCAUUUAAAAUGAAUGAAGAUCAGUUGAAGAUCUUGGAUGAAAUUCCUAGUUCUGCAGUUGAGAUGCAAGUCAAAGAAAAGUAUCUUAAGAAGCUAAAUAGGCAAGAAAGAGUGGUUGAAGAAGUUAAAUUAGCAUUAAAACCAUACUAUAACAGAAGAGAGAUAGAUAAGGAUGAAUAUAAAGAUAUAUUACGGAAAUGUGUGCCUAAGGUAUGUCAUAAUCGUUCGGGAUCCAUUAUUCCAAAGAAGAUAAAAGCUUUAGUAGAAGCUUACAUUGAAAAAUUAUCUCACGAUCGCAAAAAAGGCAAAACAAAGCAUUUUUCUAACACAUGAUUUACCUUGCAUCAAAAUACUAAUCUGAUUUUAUCAGAACUGUGAUUCAGUUACUGCCAUAAACUUUCCGAAAAUUACAGAAGUUGUGGCAAGUGAAUCUAUAACAUCGCAGAUGAACCGACAUUGUUCCGAAAUCAAGAAACAAU